This is a messenger RNA of Dalotia coriaria, 6997 nucleotides long. It is a transcript of the gene ndl, whose product is annotated as serine protease nudel. The coding region runs from base 872 to 6925 and encodes 2017 amino acids. Gene Ontology annotation, molecular function: protein binding; serine-type endopeptidase activity. The transcript is spliced from 20 exons. Gene Ontology annotation, biological process: proteolysis. Lineage: Eukaryota; Metazoa; Arthropoda; Insecta; Coleoptera; Staphylinidae. The record is from RefSeq and is a predicted model, not a curated record.
UUAUAUAAAUUAAUUGUAAAUUUGUCACGCGCGUGUAGUAAUCGAGAAACGCGAAUUAAAAUCAUCGUUUGUCGUUUAUUAUCGAUGAACGUUUUUAUUUAUAAACAAUUCCUGUGUUGAGACAUUCGACAAGUGUUACGCAAUGGUUCAACUUCUCCCGAGGCCUGUUCUUGUGUUUGCAGCAGAUUAUCAUCAAAUAGAGAUGGGAAAUCGGCUCGAAAUCGCAGAGUUCCACUCGAAUGGUGCCAUGAUCUCGCUUGUUAAGCCUGGUAAUUUUCGAUUUUGCAACGUUUUAACCACACGCAGGAUGCUAUGUUCUACGUCAUGUAGAAAAAUAGUUGACACGAGAAAUUCGUUUUUCCCGUGCUGGAAAAAUUCAUAUAAAAAGCCGGCAUUUCAUCCAGAACAAACAUCGAAUGAAGAAGCACGAACGCCGAGGGGAUAUAAAUGAGUCCACGCCGACAAGCCGCCAUUAGGGCCGCAUUAAACUUGUCACUAAAAAUUUACAAAUCAUUAUUCAUUCGGAUCCCAUUUAACCGCCGCCGAUUUCGAAGUGCUUUACACUCGUUUCCUCCGGAGGCAAUUUCAUCGCGCCGCAUCUCGUGACAGAAAAGCGGGGAUUUCUCGGCUUGGCGCGUUGAAAACGAAAAUUGUUUGACGCCGACGACAAUAAAUAAUAUUGUAUUACUGGCUCAAAUUUUCAUAUCCGAUUAAUUGCUGACUUCAAAGUAAACUUGCGUAACUCAAUCUAUGCUCAAUUCGAACGUGUGCUCGCACAAAUCGAAGCGCAGCAAAUUUAUCUAGGUUUUUGUCAGUCUAGUUUAUUGCGUGGCUUAGUUUAGUGCGCAGAACGUGAGCGAACGCAAUUUCGAUGGUGAACAGUAAAACCGUCAAGUUUAGUGAUGAAAAAUCACCGCCGCCGCAGCCGUUUCAGGAGCCGGAAGGCAUGACGGACAUCGAUCUGAGACGUCUUUCAGAAAUGAGUGCUUUUUCAGAUUCAAGCUUCAAGAAAUUCGACACGAAAAUCGCGCGUAAAGCACUAUGCAAAACGUUAUUCAUUGCAUCGUGUGUGGGUUGUGGCGUGUUGUUGAUCUUUCUGCUCACGUCCAGCCGCGGCGCAUCGUUCAAGAAGCUCUUUCACAUCGAACGCCAUCCACAGGCCGAUGUUGAUGAAUUAGUCUCCUAUUACAUCGAGAAACUCAACCGGUGUAAAAUUGAUAAAACGCUCGAAGCGUGCUGUUCGCUCUUCACGAGCGGCGGCGGCGCGGCGCAAUUCGCGCUGCAAGAUUGCACGGUCGAUAAAAUCGUCGAAGCUAUCGAACGGCACGAAUUGAAAUCGCCGUUAGACUUCGACGACGGCGAUGCAUCAGCGUCAGCGAAUUAUGCUCGGCCGGUGAAUGCCGCGUCGGAUUACGACGAAGUGGAUCCGUACGACGAUUACAUAGAGCCGGAAUUCAUUCAACGAUUCCUGCAGGACUCGCUCGAUAUAAUUAAACGCGAGCACUUUAACGACUUGAAGAAGAACCAUCCGCAGGCGUUUAAUGACCCGUUUAACACUGUCGUUGAAAUCAGCACUUUGCUUCAUCCCUCCGACGCUGAGCAUAGAAAAAACGAUGUAACAUCUUUGAGGAAAUCAAAACGGCAGACUCCACCACAUCAUGGUAAUCGACAUCCACAUGUUCCUCAAGGGCAGCCAGUGCGAGGCGAUCAACCUAUUGAUCAACGACCAAAUCCAAACCCAAAUAUGAACUUUGAUGGACGUCCACCAAGACCACCACAUAUGAGACCACAACAACCCAUGCCGUCAUCUCAACAACCACAACCAAUAUCACCACCAGAACAACCGCAGCCCAUGAUACCACCUCAAGAACCACAGCCCAUGCCAUCUCCAGACCAACCGCAACCCAUGCCGCCCUCUCAACAACCACAACCUAUGCCAUCCCCAGAAGAACCCCAACCCAUGUGGCCACCACCAGAAGAACCACCCAUGUUGCGAAAUUCGCCACCAUCAUAUUUAAAUCUAAAUUACAAUCAACAUAUGCAACAGAACCCACAUUCAAGACAAGGUCCCGAAUUUCAACCAUCAUUUCAACAUCUCCAUCAUCAAAAUCGUGCACAUAACAUCAUAAUGCAUGAGAACCAUGGCUCCCAGAAAGUUUCUCAAGUAUUAAAUAUUCAUCCAAUUUAUGACAAUUUUGUUGGGGCAGCUUCACCUGAUAUUCCAAAUCUUGUACCAGUAAUUGAAAAGGAUCCUGCUAAUCAAGGCAUAAUUAAAAACAUUGUAACAGUUUUCAAUGAAAACAAUCUAAAAGAAAGGUUUAAUCCGAAGGUACGCUUGAACGGGGACAAUAAAUUAGGUCAAUUCACUUCCGCCAGUGAGAACAUCCAAAGUUCUCAACAGACUUCCCUCAAUCCCACUUUCACACAAGCCCAAAACCCCUGCAUCAGCACCUACACUCCGCAAGUCGGAUCGCCACUAUCGCUUGUCCAACAACAAGUUCCCCUUUCUUACGACCCGUCGCCGAAGUUCGCGCAACUGGUGCCGAUUUCGAUACAACGAAAUCAGCCACAACCGUAUGUCAUCAAUCCGCAAAUUACUUACUUAUCCAAUUACCAAGUGCCUAUGCAGCAGUCUAUUGUUCCCAAUCUCGCCGCUCAAGUCCAGCCGAUGAACAAUGCCGGACCCUAUUACAUCUGCAAUCCCAUGACAACAUCAACAAACAAUAUAGCUGGUCUGAGCGGAGUGGAAGUGCGAUCCGACGAUGUUCAUUUAUUAGCAACAAAUGCUAGAGAAAGCAAUAGGGCUCUAACUAGACAGUCGGACCAGUGUGGAAUUGGACAAGAAAUUUGCGCUGACAACUCAAAAUGUAUUAGUAGUAAACGUGUCUGUGAUGACACUAUCGAUUGUGACGAUGGCAGUGAUGAAGCUUACUGCUCAUGCAAAUUCCGGGUUGGGGCAAAUCGAAAUUGCGAUGCGUACUUGGACUGUCCCAAUGGGGAAGACGAAAUUGGAUGUUACGGGUGUAGUUCAUCGACAUUUAAUUGCGAUGAUUGGUCCUACUCUCGUUCAGCAACUUGUAUUCCACUGAAACAACGUUGUGAUGGUAUUGCCCAAUGUCCCACUGGAAAAGAUGAAGAAGAAUGUUCGGUUCUAUUAGAUUCUGUAGAAAUGACAUCUGAUAUUUUCAAGGUAUCUAACAUCGUGGGUUUCUUACAUCGUAAUUACCGUGGUACUUGGUAUCCGGUAUGCAGCAACGGCGAGAUGUGGGCAAAGGAAGCAUGCACCAACCAAAUGGGCUCAACUCGCUUACCACCGCUGGUUCAACCGCUGCCAAUUAAUUACCCCUACAAGGGUGAAUUCAUUCACGCCGCGGACGACAAUGCGGUUCGCAUUACCGAAGGAUGCCUGGAGAAUCGCGCAGUGCGUGUGGAAUGCGCACCGCCGGUAUGCGGCAUGCGGCAAAUCACAACCAACUCAUACAGGCCGGAAGAGGUCGACACCAGCGCUGAGGAGAUCGUCGCUCAAUUCAGCCACUACAGGGACGUGCGGGACGCCAACCAGCGGGACGGUAAUGAUACGCUUUUGGGUGAAGGAAGGGUUGUCGGUGGGAAAGCUUGUCAACCGGCGGCGUGGCCAUGGGUGGUAUCGAUUUACAAAAACGGAGCGUUCCAUUGUGGUGGUGUUCUCAUUUCCGAUUCUUGGUUGAUCACGGCCGCUCACUGCGUUGAUAAGUAUUGGCAUUACUACUACGAGGUUGAACUGGGUAUGUUGCGGCGGUUUUCGUACUCUCCCAUGCAGCAAACCCGCUUUGUAACGGAUGUCAUCGCGCAUAGUGGUUAUGACAGGGCCAAUUUGAAGAACGAUUUAGCUAUGAUGAGGUUGAAUGCACCGGUUAAAUACAAUAGGUAUGUUAGGCCUAUUUGUUUACCUACUGAGGUGACAGCCGGGAAGGAUUAUGACAAGGCGCCACUACCUGGAACUGUUUGCACCGCUGUUGGAUGGGGUGCCACGGUUGAACAUGGCUCCGAUCCUGACCAUUUGAGGGAAGUCGAGGUACCAGUUUUGUCAUAUUGUAAACACAAGGAAGAUGCUGAAGGUAACGAGAUUUGUGCUGGGCUCCUUCAAGGAGGUAAAGAUGCUUGUCAAGGCGACAGUGGUGGGCCAUUCUUAUGCCGCAAUCCAAACUCUCCUGACCAAUGGUACCUAGCUGGUAUUGUAAGUCAUGGAGAGGGAUGUGCACGUCCCAAUGAACCUGGUGUAUAUACUAGGAUCAGUUUGUAUAUGGAUUGGAUUUAUGACCAUGCUAGAGAUGACAUGGUACCUCAGAGAAAACCCCUUCACAAAUGCCCUGGCUACACAUGCAAGAGCAUCAGAAAAUGUAUUCCCAUGAAGCGACGUUGUGACAAAACCGUUGAUUGUCUCUAUGGUGAUGACGAAAUUGAUUGUGAAAACCACCAUCGUUUCUCCUCGCUCUUCAAACACGCGAUGCAUGCUAUGAUGCUAGAGCGCAAGGACGAAGACAUAGCAACAAACGAUGACGUUGCUGAUAUGUCGUCGAAAGUGGCAAAGACCAAGACGACAAACGGCACCUCGAAGAAUUACGCCUCAUUUGCAAGUCCUGCCCCAAUAUCUGAUCACGACAAGUUCAUAACUAAUGCAACCAACGAUGAAUCUCAACACUUGCAGCGUAACCACAAUGAAGACACUGCAAAUGCCAGCGCUAUUGUAGCUGCUGUGCAUGGCGACGCUCCGAAAACGCAACGAUUUUUAUGUAAAAAGAUGCUCCAAGUGAUACCCAUAUCGAAGCGCUGCGACAAGACUAUCGAUUGUCAGGAUGCCACCGACGAGCUGGGCUGCUCCUGCGCCGACUACUUACGCUCCUCGCACGCCGACGCCAUUUGCGAUGGGACUACCGACUGCGAUGACAUGUCGGACGAGCGCGAUUGCGAUUCGUGCGGCCGUAAACAUUUCCACUGUCGAUUGAGCAAUGUGUGCGUCCCCAUCGAGAAACGCUGCGACAAUGCACCCGAUUGCCUUCACAAUGAAGACGAAUGGGAUUGUUUUGCCUUAACGGCCAACAACACAAUGAAGCUGGACGCCGACGCAAGACCCGCCGUCAACACCAGAGGGAUUUUGACCUACAAUAAAGCAGGAGAAUGGCGGCCGAUGUGCGGCAAUUUUACAGGAAUAGAAGGUCGACUUGCUGCUGAUGUGUGCAUCUCGUUAGGUUUCGAUGACUACGAAAGAUAUCUACAGUUAGAUGUGUUGAAUGGUACUAUUCAAGCAAUCAUUGAACACAACAAUACCACCACCACUAUUCAAGCACCCAUAUCUCAGAAGUUGGAAAAUAAAACUGUAACAACCUGUAACGGUUUGUUCGUGCGAUGCUCGAAUCGCACGUCCACUUCUGUGCACGAAUUAGGCGUCGAAGACAAAUUGAACGCUCCGAGCGAACUUUAUAUGACGCCGUGGAAUGCUGCAAUCUAUUCCGAUGGCAAAUUGAAAUGCACCGGCGCGCUCUUGAACUACAAUUGGAUUUUAACUUCGCUGCAAUGCUAUGACGGAAUACUCAAGCCAGCCGAGAACUACCUUGCCGUACGUUUAGGAGUUGGUAAACAUCAUCUGAAUGUCCAAGGGCCGCAUGAGCAAGUCAUUCCUGUCCUGGAACGGAUACGAGUAUCUCAUUCAGACGCAAUUCUCUUAAAACUCGACCGGGAUAUUAAGUUAACGCGAUAUGUCAAGCCUCUGCACUUUCAAAAAAAGGGUGAUUUUGUCCACUAUCGCGAAACGUGUUUGGCGACAGGCCAGGGGGUCAACGAGACAACCAGUACGAUUUUACUAAAGCCAGUGGAGAAUUGCGAAAAGAAGAAUUCACGAUGUUUCAAACGAUUGUAUCCGUCUGACUGUAAGGUCUCCACAGCGUGGAGCGGCUGCAUAGUGUGCGACGCAGGGAGCGGCUUUUACCCGGCUGCGAUUUUCGCUGAGCCGAGCGGCGAGUGCGGUUUCAGGCAGACGGGCGCUUAUCCUAGCAUGUCAUUUAUAAAACACGACGUUUUCCAGGCAAUGGCACGCAGUCCUUUUGUGGUCGACCCGCCCAAGUGCGACGGCUACAGAUGUCCGCUGGGUGAAUGCAUCAGUAAAGGGAAAGUCUGCGAUGGGAUUCCCGAUUGUAGCGAUUCAAGUGAUGAAAAGCCAGAUAUGUGUGAGCAACGGAACGUGGACUGCCAUCUCACGAAGAGCUGUAUUUGUGCACCUGACGAGCUACGGUGCGCGAAUGGCAACUGCGUGCAUAAAUCCAAAUUCUGUGAUCGCAGCAACGAUUGUGGGGACGAGUCCGACGAGCCAUCAAAUUGCUCAUGCCGCGAAUACUUGAACCUGGUGGAUCCUAAAAAAAUAUGCGAUGGUAUCCGUCACUGCAAAGAUCGUUCUGAUGAAGACCCUGAAUUAUGCACAUGCCGUCCAGGUCUCUUCAAAUGCACAGACUCAUUAUCAGACUCUUCAAAAAGCCAUUGUAUCUCCAACGAUAUGGUCUGCGACGGUUACAAAGAUUGCAAAGAUAAUUCGGACGAAACACAAUGUUUUUCCUUGAGGACCCCAACUGAUAAAGAAAGAGUCGGUGAAGUCAUGACACGCACGGCUGGCACAUGGCACUCUGGUUGUUUUCCAGCCAAAAUGCAGACCACCGAGUUGGAAGGCGUGUGUGAAGCACUCGGCUUUACCGGAAGUAGUUCUUCAUACUGGAAGAUCAACGCUACCGAAACCGAAGCGCCAAAACCACGAUUGGAAAAGUUUGAUCACUUCUGGGUGCACAAUAGUAACACGACUGGGAAGUUGCUUUUAGCUACCCGAUCCGGAUUGAAUCCAUUUGUUACCUUUGUGAAUGAUCCCGGCAGAUGCCACAAGUUAUUCAUACGCUGCUUAUAAAGAAAAUAUAUUACUAAGGCUACUAUGUUAAAUAUGAUUAUCAAAAUAAGUAAACGGAUUUUUUACUUUACA